AUGAAAAAGAUAAAUUGUAUUUUAUUUUUGGUAAAUAUAAUAAUAGGAUCGAUUGUAAUUGACUACAAUCAGGUGAUGAUCGUUUCAGCAGCGAUAUCAACAAAGAAAGGUGUUACCUACGGAGCAGACAAUCGAUCACAAUCAAUUAUUUGUAAUGACUUGGCAUCGUUUAAUGUUUCAUGGUAUUACAAUUGGGGAAAACAACCGAGUUGUCAAGCCGGUGUCCAAGGUGUAGAGUAUGACCCUAUGGUUUGGGGCAAAGCAAAUCUACCAGUCGGUAACAUUGCUCCAGGCAAUUGGAUAAUGGGAUUCAACGAGCCAAACUUUAUUGGUCAAGCAGAUCUCUCACCUUCAGCAGCCGCUGCACUCUGGCCACAAAUUCAACAAACCGGAAGAAAGAAUGUACUUGCGGGUUUAGCUGAUUGUGGUGGUGUCGGUGGUAAUUGUAAAUAUAAUACAGUACAAUGGGCAGUUGAUUUUCUGGGUAAUUGUACUAAUUGUCAGGUCGAUGCCAUUGCUGUACAUCAAUACUAUUGCUCUGCAUCGGAUGUGAUGACAAAGAUUAAUAGAUUGUACCAAGCUACCAAGAAACCAAUAUGGCUAUCAGAGUUUGCAUGUAAUGGAGCGUCUAGUUAUCAACAGGUGAUCGAUUUCGCUAAGGAAUUGCUACCACAACUAGAAUCAAGUACGGUAGUCGAACGUUAUUCAUGGUUCAUUCACUGGUGUCAAGGUUGUAAAUCAAGUGAUCUACUAUACUCAUCGUUACUCUAUGACAAUGGUACGAUGACACCAUUCGGAGUGUAUUACUCUAGUUUCGGUACAAAUAGUUCAAGUGGAACAACAACAACAACUUCCACCACCGCCACCACCACCACUACUACUAGUACCACAGGUGAUAACAAUGGUUCAAAACUCUCAACCUAUUACAUUGUAAUUGUAUUAGCUGUAUUAUUAUCUUUAUUAUUAGUUUAA
This is a messenger RNA of Heterostelium album PN500, 972 nucleotides long. RefSeq lists its product as uncharacterized. Lineage: Eukaryota; Evosea; Eumycetozoa; Acytosteliales; Acytosteliaceae. The record is from RefSeq and is a predicted model, not a curated record. The transcript is spliced from 2 exons. Bases 1 to 972 code for a protein of 323 amino acids.